This is a messenger RNA of Pectinophora gossypiella (pink bollworm), 1173 nucleotides long. RefSeq lists its product as uncharacterized. The record is from RefSeq and is a predicted model, not a curated record. Lineage: Eukaryota; Metazoa; Arthropoda; Insecta; Lepidoptera; Gelechiidae. The transcript has a single exon. The coding region runs from base 1 to 1173 and encodes 390 amino acids.
AUGAACGUCGCAUCAGGGGGUGUGGGCUUGGUCCCCACCCCCACGCCGUCUAAGCGGAAGGCCUCUGACGACUCUUCUAGUGAGUAUGAGAAAAGCUCCAAAAGAGCAGUAGCUUUUAUACAUACCACUAGAGGCCUCUUUAAGGAGCACCACGCGAUAUAUGAAGAUCUUACGAGAAAGGAAUACCCAGUGCUCAUCCACUCUGCACAAAACACAAACAAAUCAAAGAUCAGUAUGAAUUUAUUGGAAGUUAAUAAAAUUCUAAAAGAUGUGCAAGGUGUACAAUAUGUCAAGCCGACAGGUAACUAUUACAUAAAGGUUUUCUUCGCAUGUUUAAAGGACGCAAACUCAUUUCUACUGAGUAGGGACUUGAUGGAGAAGAACGGCUGGAUUGCCAAGAUUCCCUUCGACACCAUUGAAGCCCAGGGAAUAAUCCGAGCUCCUGUCGAAUUAUCUGAGGAGGAGAUGCUCGAACAGUUGACUGCUUCCUGCAACAUAAUUGGUGUUAAGAGAUUUACCAAAAAGCAAAAUGAUGGAACUUCUAUACCCCUGCCUACUGUUCUCAUAACUUUUUUGUCCACCACACGCCCCGACCACGUCAUUUAUGACCGUAUUUGGUUCACAGUAUCAGAAUACAUCAAGCCACUACUACAAUGCUUUAAGUGUUAUAAGUUUGGUCAUGGCAGUGGUGCUUGCAAAGGAGAUCAGAUAUGCUAUAUAUGUGCCGGAGAUCAUUUUUUCAAAGACUGCGACAACCCCACAUCUCUCAAAUGCUCAAAUUGCUUUGGCCCACAUACAGCUGUGUCUUACUCAUGUCCCAUCAAGUCUGCGAAAAACAAAGAGAUUAAAGACAAAAUCAGUGGUAAAUAUACUUACGCAUCAGCUGCAAGAAAAGUUCCUAUUGCCAGCCCCGACCCUGUUGUACGUAAUCAAUUGGUAAGCAGCAGCAGCAGCAAGUUUUCAUCUUCAGACCAUCCUGUGCUUCCCUCAGUAUCAGCUAGGACUCCGAGGGGUCGCAUGCUGGUUGCAGAGCUCAUCAACUCUGAAGGUGUGCUCCAUUCCAUAACUAAAACAGUAAUAGACAUUAUCAAAUCGAAAGAAUCUAAAAGCUCUACUACUCCCAUAUCUACUCAGUUAAUUAAAGAAUUGCUCAUUUCCAACUUUUCUGCUUAA